Haemonchus placei is the source of this 1419-nucleotide messenger RNA. Lineage: Eukaryota; Metazoa; Nematoda; Chromadorea; Rhabditida; Trichostrongylidae. The record is from the annotation of a GenBank genome assembly.
AUGGCGUUGAGGUUUGUCAUCGGCUCAUCACUACGGCCAGUUUUCAACAAUCAGGUUCGUAAUGUGGCUGCGUUAUCUAUAAAGGAUGUGCUGGCAAAUCAGCCAUCUUGUGAAGUCCAAACACUAAAAAACGGAUUCCGAGUUGCAGCUGAAGACAACGGGAAGCCGACGGCGACCGUUGGAGUAUGGAUUGAAACUGGAUCCCGUUACGAAACUGAAGAAAAUAAUGGCGUCGCUCAUUUCCUGGAGCGACUCAUGCAUAAAGGAACCAGUAAGCGUGCUUCUGCUACUCUCGAGAAAGAACUAGAGGCAAUCGGUGCCAGGAUGCAAUCUUAUACCACUCGAGAUCGUACUGCCCUUUUUGUGCAGUCGUCUUCCCAGGAUGUUGAGAAAGUGGUGGAUAUCAUUGCCGACGUCCUUCGCAACAGCAAAUUGGAUUCAUCUGCAAUAGAGAAAGAACGUGAAGUAUUGCUUCGUGAAUUAGAACAGAGUGAAGACGAUCUGCAAGGAAUGACGAUGGAUAAUCUUCAUACUGCUGCUUUCCAGGGCACGCCCAUGUCGAAAAGCCCAAUGGGCACGACUACGUCACUCAAGGCCAUCACCGCACAGCACUUGAAAGAGUGGCAGGAAGAUAACUAUCGUCCAAUCCGUAUGGUUCUCUCAGCUGUUGGUGGUAACUGUUCUAGCUCCAAGUUACAUGGCCUUGCUGAAAAAUAUUUCGGAGAUCUCAGCAACGAAUAUCCAAGAAAGGUCCCUGAGGCAGGUGGUAUUCGCUUUACUGGUAGCGAGUACAGAUAUCGUAAUGACUACAUACCGCACAUGUAUUCUGCUAUUGCCGUUGAGGGCGUUGGCUAUGGGCAUAAGGACGCACUUGCUCUUCAGAUGGCCAGUCAGUUCAUAGGCCAGUGGGAUGUUACCCAUGCAACCUCUCGUACUGCUCCUUCACGCUGGGUUCAAAAGAUUUCACAUGAGCAUGGUCUACAAUUUUUGCAACAUUUUAACAUUCACUACAAGGACACUGGCUUGUUUGGAGUAUACUAUGUAAGUGAUGGGGACGAUCUCGCCAAUUCACAAGGAAUAAUGAGAAGCAUCCAACAUGAGUGGAAGCACCUUGCGGCAGCUAUCUCCGAUGAAGAGACAACACUUGCACGCAAUCAACUUCGAACUGAACUUUACCAAAACCUUGAAACGAAUACCCAAAAGGCAGAGUACAAUGCAAAGGAGCUGCUCUACACUGGACAUGUACGAUCUCUAGCUCAGUUGGAAGAAGAAAUCUCAAAUAUUGACCACAAUGUUUUACGAGCAACCGUCUUCAGGCAUGUAUAUGAUAGAGAUACGGCGAAUGCCGGUGUUGGUCGUACCGAAGCCUUCGUGAGUUAUGCACAUACCCGUGCGGCAAUGUCGUGGUGGAGGUUGUAA